This is a messenger RNA of Saxophila tyrrhenica, 771 nucleotides long. RefSeq lists its product as uncharacterized. The transcript has a single exon. The record is from RefSeq and is a predicted model, not a curated record. The coding region runs from base 1 to 771 and encodes 256 amino acids. Lineage: Eukaryota; Fungi; Ascomycota; Dothideomycetes; Mycosphaerellales; Extremaceae.
AUGCGUUUCUCCAUCUUGUGUAUGCUUCUGGCAUGUCUGAUCGAGAUCCAUGCCGAGCCCAUUCCCACGGUGGAUAACCUUGUCCGCCGAGGCCAAUCCACCAAGGACAAGAACAAGAAUAAGAGCACCUGCAAGACUCUGACGACGACCAAAACAAGCGUGAUCACGAGCAUCAUCUCGAAGCCCGCAACGACCAAGGUCCAGACGACCACCAAGUACUCAACAACUACGAAGUACUCAACAACCACCAAGUAUUCAACAACGACGAAGCCGGCCGAGACCAAAACGAUCUCCACGUGCGAGACCACGCCAACGAUCACGAAGACUGAGACUCAACCAGGAACCACCGAAACGAUCUCCAAGUGCGAGAGCACGCCAACGAUAACAAAAACUGAGACGCAAAUCCAGACCCAAACGAAACCGGCAGAAACGGAGACCAUCACAAAGACCCAGCCUGCAGAAACCAAAACAGAGACUCAGUUCCAGACCGACACUAAAACGGAAACAAAAACGGAGACGAAGCAGACGACUUGCGAGACCAAGCCCGCAGAAACCAUCACGAAGCCCGCCGAAACUAAGACGGAAACGAAGGCGGAGACCAUCACAAAAUGCGAGAAUACGGCUAAGGAGACGAUUACUAAGACUGAGACCAAGGAACAGACUAAGACCGAGACCAAGGAACAGGAGACUAUCACAAAGUGCCCGGAUUCUCCUCCAUCCACGACGACCAAGACGGUGGUUUCGACCUACACCUCCUGCAAGAAGUCUUGA